Messenger RNA from Nestor notabilis (Kea), 2367 nucleotides. RefSeq names its product bone morphogenetic protein/retinoic acid inducible neural-specific 1 (gene BRINP1). The coding region runs from base 1 to 2286 and encodes 761 amino acids. The transcript is spliced from 7 exons. The record is from RefSeq and is a predicted model, not a curated record. Gene Ontology annotation, biological process: negative regulation of mitotic cell cycle; positive regulation of neuron differentiation. NCBI's taxonomy places the organism in Eukaryota, Metazoa, Chordata, Aves, Psittaciformes, Psittacidae.
AUGAACUGGAGGCUUGUUGAGUUCCUCUACCUCCUGUUUAUAUGGGACCAUAUACUAGUACAGCCCUCCCACCAGGACCCAGCUGCUACCAACCAACAUGUCUCCAAGGAGUUUGAUUGGCUUAUUUCAGACAGGGGGCCUUUCCACCACUCACGGAGCUACUUAUCCUUUGUGGAAAGACAUCGUCAAGGAUUUACAACCAGAUAUAAAAUAUACAGGGAGUUUGCCCGUUGGAAGGUGAGGAACACAGCCAUUGAGCGGAGGGACCUGCUCCACAAUCCACUGCCCCUGAUGCCUGAGUUCCAGAGGAGCAUCCGCCUCCUGGGCAGGAGACCCACCACACAGCAGUUCAUCGAUACCAUCAUCAAAAAGUACGGCACCCACAUCCUCAUCUCUGCCACCCUGGGAGGAGAGGAGGCCUUGACCAUGUACAUGGACAAAAGCCGCCUUGACAGAAAGUCAGGAAAUGCUACCCAGAGCGUUGAAGCAUUGCACCAGCUUGCUUCCUCCUACUUUGUAGACCGUGAUGGCACUAUGAGGAGACUCCAUGAGAUCCAGAUCUCUACCGGAGCAAUCAAGGUAACAGAAACUCGGACUGGCCCCCUGGGCUGUAACAGCUACGACAAUCUGGACUCUGUGAGUUCUGUCCUUCUGCAAAGCACUGAGAGUAAACUCCACCUGCAAGGUCUCCAGAUCAUCUUCCCUCAGUAUUUACAGGAGAAGUUUGUCCAGUCUGCCUUGAGCUACAUCAUGUGCAAUGGCGAAGGGGAGUACAUCUGCAGGAACAGCCAGUGUGGCUGCCAGUGUGCGGAGGAGUUCCCGCAGUGCAACUGCCCCAUCACUGACAUCCAGAUCAUGGAGUACACAUUGGCAAACAUGGGCAAGACCUGGACAGAAGCCUAUAAAGAUCUGGAGAAUUCAGAUGAGUUUAAAUCCUUCAUGAAAAGGCUACCUAGCAACCACUUCCUGACCAUUGGGAGCAUCCACCAGCACUGGGGGAAUGACUGGGAUCUGCAGAACCGCUACAAGCUGCUACAGAGUUCCCUGGAAGCCCAGCGCCAGAAGAUCCAGCGCACUGCCCGCAAACUCUUUGGCCUCAGUGUCCGGUGUCGACACAAUCCUAACCACCAGCUGCCUAGAGAAAGGACAAUACAGGAAUGGCUUACACGGGUCCAGUCCCUGCUCUACUGCAAUGAGAAUGGAUUCUGGGGGACCUUUCUGGAAAGCCAACGGAGCUGCGUUUGCCAUGGUGGCACCAGCCUGUGCCAGCGCCCCAUCCCCUGCAUCAUUGGGGGCAACAACAGCUGUGCUAUGUGCAGCCUUGCCAACAUCUCCCUCUGUGGCUCAUGCAACAAGGGCUAUAAGCUUUACCGGGGUCGCUGUGAGCCUCAGAACGUAGACUCGGAGCGAAGUGAGCAGUUCAUCAGCUUUGAGACAGACUUGGACUUCCAAGACCUAGAGCUGAAGUACCUGCUGCAGAAAAUGGACUCUCGCCUGUACGUGCACACCACUUUCAUCAGCAACGAGAUCCGCCUGGACACCUUCUUCGACCCCAGGUGGCGCAAACGUAUGUCCCUCACCUUGAAGAGCAACAAGAACCGGAUGGACUUCAUCCACAUGGUGAUCGGGAUCUCCAUGCGAAUCUGCCAGAUGCGCAACAGCAGCCUGGACCCUAUGUUCUUUGUCUAUGUCAACCCCUUCAGCGGAAGUCAUUCCGAGGGCUGGAACAUGCCCUUUGGGGAGUACGGCUACCCACGCUGGGAGAAAAUCCGCCUCCAAAACAGCCAGUGCUACAACUGGACCCUGCUACUGGGCAACCGGUGGAAAACCUUUUUUGAGACUGUCCACAUCUACCUACGCAGCCGGACUCGGCUGCCCUCCCUACUGCGUAACGAGACUGGCCAAGGGCCUGUGGACCUUUCUGACCCCACCAAGCGCCAGUUCUACAUCAAGAUCUCAGAUGUGCAGGUGUAUGGCUACAGCCUGCGUUUUAACGCCGACCUACUGCGCAGUGCUGUGCAGCAGGUCAACCAGUCCUACACACAAGGCGGGCAGUUCUAUUCUUCCUCCUCCGUCAUGCUCUUGCUGCUGGAUAUUCGGGACCGAAUCAAUAGACUGGCACCUCCUGUGGCCCCAGGAAAGCCCCAGCUGGAUCUGUUCUCUUGUAUGCUCAAGCACCGCCUGAAACUCACCAACAGCGAGAUCAUCCGCGUGAACCAUGCUCUAGACCUGUACAACACCGAGAUCCUCAAACAGUCAGACCAGAUGACAGCCAAACUCUGCUAACCCAGACUUUUCAAUGGACAUGUUGGUGAUUGAUUCUUUUGCUGUAAAAAAAAUUAAAAAAAUAAAAGAGCGAAAAAAGAA